Pseudomyrmex gracilis is the source of this 1543-nucleotide messenger RNA. It is a transcript of the gene Hacd2, whose product is annotated as very-long-chain (3R)-3-hydroxyacyl-CoA dehydratase. The record is from RefSeq and is a predicted model, not a curated record. The coding region runs from base 414 to 1523 and encodes 369 amino acids. The transcript has 5 exons. Gene Ontology annotation, molecular function: 3-hydroxyacyl-CoA dehydratase activity. Gene Ontology annotation, cellular component: endoplasmic reticulum membrane. Gene Ontology annotation, biological process: fatty acid elongation; very long-chain fatty acid biosynthetic process; sphingolipid biosynthetic process. Lineage: Eukaryota; Metazoa; Arthropoda; Insecta; Hymenoptera; Formicidae.
CUGCUACAUGAAGCCGCUACGUAGCGCUACGUAGCGCUAACCUCGGUCAAACACAUCCAAUGAUCCGUAAUUGAAUUGUUUACGGCUGCAAUUUUUUCACGUGCAAUGGUUUUUGUCAAUAUUUAAAAACUAAAGUGAAUAAUUUGUUAUUUACAUAUUAUACAUAUGUACUAUAGAUUUUCAGUAACGGCAGUUACUGAAUCUAUUACAAAUAUCGGAAUUGGGUAGAUAGUGCUGACAGUGAAUUUCUGAUUUCUGUGUGUGUAAUGCAUUUUUAUUUGCUCGGUAAUAUAUGGAUAUAAUACAAGUGACAAGCUUAAAACGUUUUUGUUUUUUCCAAGAUAAGAUAAGAUUUCUAGGAAAAAAAAAAACGCAGUAACCAAUAAAACUCGGUUCAAUCGCGUUAUGAGAAAAUGUCCAACACACUUACACCAUUUGUAUACUGGGCCCAAACAGAAAAUCAAAUUUCACUGAAAGUAGAUCUAACUGAUGUAAAGGAUCUCAAUGUUAAUUUAAAAGAAACAACAUUGCAAGUUGCAGCUUAUGGACAGGGAGCUAGAGGUCUGAACAAUUACAACUUCAAUCUGAGUUUUUAUUCGUCUAUUGAACCAGAUGAUAGCUAUUAUAAGGUAAUUGAUCGACAAGUAGAUUUUAUCUUGAAAAAGAAAUGUAAUAGCUGGUGGCCAAGAUUAAUAAGUCAACCACAAAAGCCUUCCUGGCUUAAGAUUGAUUUUGAUAAAUGGCAAAGCGAAGAUGUGGAUGAUAAUGAGGAAGAAAGACGUGAUAUUCAUGAUGAUUAUCCCGAUAUGUAUGAUAAACUUCACAAAGAAGAAUUUGGUUAUAGAAGAGAGGACUUUGCAAAAGUAUAUCUUGUUAUAUAUAAUCUCUGUCAGUUUGUUGGCUUUAUUUAUGUGCUUGCUGUAAUGAGUAUACGAUAUUCAAGAGAUGGAAAAGAUUUCAUGAAAGAAACAUAUGCAGCAGUUGGAAACAUAUUUAAGUUUAUACAACUUUUACAAUUCUUGGAGGUAAUGCAUCCUCUAUUUGGAUACACAAAAACUAGCACACUUUUGUCUUUUCUACAGGUGGGAGGUAGAGCUUUCAUAUUGUUUUGUAUGAUCGACGCUGAAUCUCGUAUGCAAGUUAAACCGGUUGUUUUUUACUUGUUUGUUGUAUGGAGUACGAUAGAAGUGGUCAGAUAUCCAUAUUACAUUAUGAGAUUGUUAAACAUUGAAAUAGCUUUUUUGACAUGGUUACGAUAUACAAUAUGGAUACCACUGUAUCCCUUGGGUUUUAUGUGCGAGGGUAUUAUAAUAAUGCGGAACAUACCAUACUUUGAGGAAACUCAAAAAUUCACUAUUUCCUUACCAAAUACUUAUAACUUUGCUCUUCACUUCCCUACUUUUAUGAGACUUUAUUUACUCAUAUUAUUCCUGCCUACAAUAUACACACUCAUGUCUCACAUGAUUCGAGCGCGCUCCAAGAAACUUGGAAAAUCCAAAGUUAAAAUUAUUAAGACAAAGUAAAUAUUAAAAUUAAUAUUUGA